GUAAAGACUUUUAAUUUGUAAACGUCGCUCGGUACGUGACGCCGCUUCCGCAGUUUGCCGCGCGUUUCCUGUGCUCGUUCUGCUCUUCACACACGUCCGAUCAUGUUGGGCAAAAUAAUCGGUCAGAAAUACGUGUCUAUCGCGAGAACAUGGGUUCCCACGCUCGCCGUCUGGGGUGGAGCUGGAGGCGUAGCUCUCGUUCACUUCACCGACUGGAGGAUCAUCUUGGACUACGUGCCGUACAUCAACGGAAAGUUCAAGAAGGACGAUUAGAUCAAGUCUUGCUGUGGACGGGCUGAAGAUGGAGAUGUUUGUCAGUGCCGGAGAAGAAGACCUCUAGUGAAUCAUCACUGCUAAUGAACAAUGUGUAUUUAUUUCGGAGCGUUCAAUUCAUUCAUCCCUCGUGAAAGGUCUCACGAUCAAAAUCGAAUGAUUAUAAAGAUCAUGUAUGUAACGCCGGAGUGUUUUCUGUGCUUUGUCGUUUCUUUCCACUGAAUCCUCAUGGAAUAAAUACUCUCUAAUAUUCUGUUAUAGAGAACGUCACGGUGGACCUCAACUCUUCUUUUUAAUUUUGUUCAUCUGUUCAGUCGUAGGUUACUGGUGAUGCUUGUUAAUAAAUAAAAGAAAAUGAAUCUGA
Molecule: messenger RNA, 637 nt
Organism: Puntigrus tetrazona (Sumatra barb)
Lineage: Eukaryota; Metazoa; Chordata; Actinopteri; Cypriniformes; Cyprinidae
Gene: uqcr11
Product: cytochrome b-c1 complex subunit 10
Exons: 3
Coding region: 103-273 (56 amino acids)
Biological process (GO): mitochondrial electron transport, ubiquinol to cytochrome c
Cellular component (GO): mitochondrial inner membrane
Source: RefSeq, a predicted model, not a curated record